Glarea lozoyensis ATCC 20868 is the source of this 1635-nucleotide messenger RNA. RefSeq names its product Acetyl-CoA synthetase-like protein. The transcript is spliced from 4 exons. Bases 1 to 1635 code for a protein of 544 amino acids. Gene Ontology annotation, biological process: secondary metabolic process. The record is from RefSeq and is a predicted model, not a curated record. Gene Ontology annotation, molecular function: CoA-ligase activity. Lineage: Eukaryota; Fungi; Ascomycota; Leotiomycetes; Helotiales; Helotiaceae.
AUGGCAAAAGAGGAGAUAGAAAGGAUUGAGUAUCCAAAUACUGAUAUAUGGUCAACCUUAUUCGACAGGAAAAAUAAAGGAUUCCCCGACGACACAGUAAUCUAUACCACCCCCUCCUCCUCGCAUUCCUACACCUACCAGCAAACCCGGCAAACCACAAUCGCUUUCGCAACCGGUCUCCGUCACCAUUUCUCCUUCCAAAAAGGACAGGUCCUCGCCCUCUUCGCGCCGAAUUGCAUCGACACCCCCGCCAUAACCUGGGGCACUCAUUUCGCAGGCGGCAUCGUUUCUCCCGCCAACCCAGCCUACACCGUCCGCGAACUCGCCCACCACCUCAAAGACAGCGGCUCCAGCAUCCUGAUCACGCAAGCGCAGCUGCUCAAAGUCGCGCUCCAAGCCGCUCAAGAAGCAGGCAUCCCAAAAACGCAUGUUUUGCUGAUCGGGGAAGGAGGUGCGGUCGAUGGGGUACGGCACUUCUCGGAGAUUCUGAAGGAGGGAGGGAGCGAGGGGGAUAGGGUGAAGGUGGAUCCGAAAACGGAUCUGGCGUUUUUGGUGUAUAGUUCGGGGACGACGGGGCUGCCGAAGGGGGUUAUGCUCAGUCAUGAGAAUAUUGUGGCGGAUUUGUUUAUGGGUGCUUCGGUUGAGGGGGGGUUGACGAGGACGGGGAGGGAUAGGGUGUUGAGUGUGCUGCCGUAUUAUCAUAUCUAUGGACUGCAGUGCUUGGUGCAUUUUCCGAUGUUGUUGGGGUUGACGACGGUGGUAAUGCCGAGUUUUAAUUUGCCGGAUUUUUGUCGGAUUAUUCAGGAGCAUAGGAUUACUUAUACGUAUUUGGCGCCGCCGGUGAUAUUACACCUCGCCAAAUCCCCCAUAGUCUCCGACUACGACCUCACCUCCCUCAAAACAAUAACCUCCGGUGCCGCCCCCCUAACCAAAGAACUCAUCUUCGGCGUCCACAAGCGUCUCGGCAUCCACGUCAAACAAGCCUACGGCCUCAGCGAAACAAGUCCCGUAACCCACAUCCAGAAACACUGGGACGUCGCCCUCGGCUCCGUCGGUCCUGCCCUCCCCAACCAAACCGUCCUCUUCAUGAGUCCCGACGCCAAAGAGGUCCCGCACGGCACCGAAGGCGAAAUCUGGAUCCGUGGCCCGAAUGUGUUUAAAGGGUAUUUGAACAAUGAGAAUGCGACGAAAGAGUGUUUAACCGAGGAUGGGUUCUUUAAAACGGGUGAUAUCGGGUAUAGAGAUGAGGAUGGGAAUAUGUAUGUCACGGACCGUGUGAAGGAGUUGAUUAAGUACAAGGGCUUUCAGGUUGCACCCGCGGAGUUGGAGGGGUUGUUGAUGGGAAUGGAGGAUGUGCAGGAUGUUGCUGUGGUCGGGGUGCAUGAUAAGGAACGCGAGACGGAGAUUCCGGUCGCGUGUAUUGUGCCGGCGAAGGGGGUGGUGAGGGGGAGGGAGGCGGAGGAGAGGAUUGUGAAGUGGGUUGCGGAGAGAGUCGCGGGACAUAAACAGUUGAGGGGGGGCGUGAGGUGGGUGGAUGAGGUGCCGAAGAGUGCUAGUGGGAAGAUUUUGAGGAGGGAGUUGAGGACGUGGUUGAAGGAGGAGAAGGAGAAGGGGAGGGUUAAGGCGAGGUUGUAG